Messenger RNA from Didymosphaeria variabile, 3537 nucleotides. RefSeq names its product large subunit of alpha-aminoadipate reductase (gene LYS2). The record is from RefSeq and is a predicted model, not a curated record. Gene Ontology annotation, biological process: L-lysine biosynthetic process. The transcript is spliced from 3 exons. Gene Ontology annotation, molecular function: L-aminoadipate-semialdehyde dehydrogenase [NAD(P)+] activity. Lineage: Eukaryota; Fungi; Ascomycota; Dothideomycetes; Pleosporales; Didymosphaeriaceae. Bases 1 to 3537 code for a protein of 1178 amino acids.
AUGGGCUCGGUGACCAAGGCCGACAUUCCCGAUCCCGCCGCGGACCUGCAUUGGUCUGACUUCAAGGGACCGAUCCACGAGAUAUUCGCUGCGAAUGCGCGCCGGCAUCCCGAACGGCCAUGCGUCGUUGAGACAGCUACCACCAAGACACCUGAGCGCAACUUCACAUACAAGCACAUCGCCGAGGCCACCGCUAUAUUAGCACACCAUUUUGUGCAGAAUGGCAUACAGCGAGGCGAGGUGGUCAUGAUCUUCGCCCACCGCGGCGUCGACCUGGUUGUUGCUAUCAUGGCUGUUCUUGCCGCGGGGGCUACUUUCUCUGUCCUGGACCCUUUAUACCCCCCGGACCGUCAAUGCAUCUACCUCGAAGUUUCCCAGCCCCGCGCGCUCGUUGUAAUCGACAAAGCUACCCACGAGGCCGGACCUCUCUCACAUCAGGUGCGCAGCUACAUCGCAGAGAACUUGGAUUUACGAACCGAAAUUCCGGCGCUGGAGCUUCGUGAUGGCGGAACGCUGGUCGGUGGUCAAAAAGACGGCAAGGAUGUGCUAGACGGCCAGCAACAACUCAAGGCCGAAUUGCCGGGUGUGUUGGUCGGCCCUGACUCGACGCCUACGCUGUCUUUCACAUCCGGAUCUGAGGGCAAGCCGAAGGGUGUGAAGGGGCGUCAUUUCUCUCUGACGCACUACUUCCCCUGGAUGGCCGAGACAUUCGGAUUAUCCGAGGACGACAAGUUCACCAUGUUGUCUGGUAUUGCGCACGACCCAAUCCAGCGUGACAUCUUCACGCCUCUCUUUUUGGGCGCACAGUUGCUGGUCCCUAGCAAGGAAGACAUCCAGCACGAGAAACUUGCAGAGUGGAUGCGCAAGUACGGCGCCACAGUGAGCCAUCUUACUCCAGCUAUGGGACAGAUUCUAGUCGGAGGUGCUUCGGCUGUAUUCCCGAGUCUGCACCAUUCCUUCUUCGUGGGCGAUCUGUUGAUCAGGAGAGAUUGCAGAAGACUGCAGAAUCUCGCUCCCAACGUCCGCAUUGUGAACAUGUAUGGAACUACUGAGACGCAGAGAGCUGUGAGCUACUACGAACUGCCCAGUGCAAGCGAGGCACCCGAAUUUCUGGACACUCUUGGCGAGGUUAUUCCAGCGGGACGCGGAAUGAACAACGUCCAACUACUGGUCGUAGAUCGAGAAAAUAGGAACAGGAUCUGUGAGCCCGGAAAAAGCGGCGAGAUCUACGUACGAGCGGCCGGACUGGCAGAGGAGUAUCUGGGUCUACCUGACCAAACUGCUUCCAAGUUCGUGGAGAAUUGGUUCGUUGACCCUAAGAAAUGGGCCGAGGAGGACAAGAAGAAAGUGGAAGCGCAGGGCGCUGCAGAGCCCUGGCGUGAGUUCUACAAGGGACCACGAGACAGGCUGUACCGGUCCGGCGAUCUAGGCCACUAUGGACCCGAUGGGAACGUUCACUGCACCGGACGGGUCGACAACCAAGUCAAGAUUCGAGGUUUUCGUAUAGAGCUGGGAGAGAUUGAUUCUCACCUUGCCGCACAUCCAUUGGUACGCGAAAAUGUCACGUUGCUGAAGCGUGACGCUUAUGAAGAACCAACUCUCGUCAGCUACAUUGUACCAGAAAUGAAGCGGUGGUAUGACUGGCUUGAGGAGCGAGGCGUCACCGAAAACUCGACCGAAGAAACGGAUAUGGUGGGAAUGCUCAAGCGGUUCAAAUACCUUCGGGAUGACGUGCGAGAGCAUCUUAAGAAGAAGCUUCCUGCAUAUGCCGUUCCGUCCACUGUUGUCCCUCUCAUUCGAUUCCCGCUCAACCCCAACGGCAAGAUUGAUCGACCAGCACUCCCGUUUCCAGAACCAGCACAGCUCGCUGCUGCCGGCGCCAGAAGACCUUCUCAACUCGGCACUGCUCUGACCCCGACCGAGAAGAUCAUGGGAGGUAUCUGGGCUGACCUCCUUGGCGACCGCGGUGUUACUGCCGACACCAUCAGUGGCAGUGAUUCCUUCUUCGAUCUCGGAGGCCACAGCAUUGUCGCGCAACAACUUUUCUUCAGGAUCAGACAGCAGUGGAAGGAUAUCGACGUUCCUAUGACGACCAUCUUCCAGUACCCAACGCUUCGAGGCUUCUCGGCAAGCAUUGACCAAGCGCAAGAUCCGAUCGGUCUUCGUCUCGACACGGCAGAGGCUAUUGAAGAUGACCCUGAAGAUGAAGAUUACUCCGCGGACGCUAGGGAUCUAGCCAAGCAAUUGAGCGAGUUUAAGACCAAGGAGCCCUUGAAGCCGGGUCAAGCUAUUCAUACCUUCCUGACAGGCGCUACCGGUUUCUUGGGUGCCUACGUUCUUCGGGACCUUCUAUCGCGCCCCGGCAAAGUCACAGUUCUUGUGCGAGCGAAGGAUGUAGAUGCUGCGAUAGCUCGUGUACAUCAAACAUGUCAAGCAUACGGCAUCUGGGACGCUUCGUGGCAAUCACGCAUCACGGCUCUAGUCGGCAACCUUGAGUCAUCAAACUUUGGUCUCGCACCAGAUGUAUGGAACCAGCUUGCUGAUUCAGUUGACGUCGUCAUUCAUAACGGUGCGCUCGUGCACUGGGUACUUCCUUACUCCAGGUUGCGUGCGCCUAAUGUCGAGAGCACAAUGACUGCGCUAUCUCUCUGUGCGAUUGGCAAAGCCAAGAACUUUGGUCUCGUCAGCUCUACCUCCGUCUUAGACUCAGACUACUAUGUCAAGCUCUCGGAGAAGAGUCUUACUGAUGGCGGUACCGGCGUGCCCGAAGCUGACGACAUGGAAGGCUCGCGAAAGGGCCUUGGAACCGGCUACGGUCAGAGCAAGUGGGCUGCGGAAUACUUGACCAGGCAAGCAGGCAAUAGGGGGUUAGUUGGAACCGUCAUCCGUCCUGGAUAUGUGCUAGGAGACCCUGAAACAGGGACCACCGUCACCGACGAUUUUCUGGUUCGCUUGUUAAAGGGCUGUAUCCAGCUCCAGUCACGCCCAGAUAUCGACAACACCAUCAACAUGGUACCAGUGACGCACGUUGCCCGAGUAGUCGUCGCAUCGACUCUGAACCCACCCGUGUCACCAAUUGGCGUUGCGCAGAUCACAUCACACCCGCGCAUCACGAUCAACACGUUCGUCGGCAUGCUUGAGAAAUACGGCUACGAUGUUCCUCGAGUAUCAUACGCACAAUGGAAGAAGAACAUGGAAGCAUACUGCGCCGAUCAAAGCGGCAGAAAGGAGGAGCACGCCCUUUUGCCUCUCUACCAUUUCGUCACCGGUGACUUGCCAGCAGAUACUAAGGCGCCGGAGCUCGACGACCGCAACGCAGCGCAGGCUUUGAAGAAGGACGUGGAGUGGACAAGCCAGGACUGGAGUGCCGGCGGUGCGGUGACGGAGGACACAAUCGGUGUAUACGUGAGCUACCUCAUUGAGCUUGGAUUCAUGCCAAAACCGGAGGGCAAGGGGUUGUUAGACUUGCCUAAGGCAAGGUUGACAGAGAGUAUGAAGGAGGGCAUAGGCAAGGUUGGAGGACGAAGAGGUGUUUAA